UUCUAAAUUUUGUAGAUUAGAACUAGAUAGAGCAGUCAGCUAGGAAGAAGGAAAUUAUGAGUGCCGUAGAUGUAGAGAUAGUCAGGGCUGGACAUCUGAGAUAUAAGCAUUUGAAUCCGUCUGCGAGAAAUGUCCUAGAAAAAGCCAGAUCACCUAAAGAGUACUGGUUUGUGUUCCGAGCUGGAAAGGGCAAUCAAGAUAGGGUCUUAGAGUACUACCUCAGUGAGAGGGACUCUCACAAAAAGUCUCCAAAGGACAGAAUCUCACUACUAAGCUCACAGUCGGUGCAGCUCAUUGGUGGAGAGCCAAAGAGUUUUAGCAUCACAUCUAAUGAUGGGUCAGUGCACACUUUUGAGAGCCAGACAUCUCACGAUGCAAAGGAAUGGGUCUUUGCUUUAAACGCUGUUCUGUUUGGCAAAGGCUCCGAUGGAAGGAAUAUUGUACGGUUCUACAUUGAAGUCUGGAGUUGCCCACAAUUUCGAUAUUCCGGUCCUGGGAUUCUCGAGGUUCGAGACGAUCAAGUUAUUGUCUGGAGUCAAAACGAGGCCUCUGAGGUAGUGAGGUGGAAAAUGGGUCACAUUCGCUCGUUUAAAGCAAAGCUUAAUCAUCAGUUGCAAAUCAAUGCUGGAAGUCGGAGUACUACUGGAGAAGGAAUUUUUGUUUUUGGUACACAAGAAAGCAUCCUGAUAACACACACACUUGAGACAGUAAUAAAGAACCUUGCAAAGAAGAAGGCUAGCAAACCGCCACAGGAAAGCAAACGUGUCCCACCAACCCCUCCGCCUCCCUAUCAGUCAAAAUGGACACAAGAGACACUCGUGAGAGGUCGAACUGAUACUAAGGAUCAAGUACCUGGCUUUACUGACGUCCCUGGAUUGCAUGGACCAAAUAAAUCAAUUACUGAGCAUCAUCAGGCACAUCCGCCCUCAAACCCACGAGCUGGAGAUUACGAUGUCCUUCGCUCUGAUAAUUUCUCAGGAUCAACCGAAAAUUUAGAUGAUGUAAGAAAUGAUGGCAAACCGACUAUAUAUGGAGAACUGAGUGCCUAUGAGACAUUAAAAGCUCUUCCUACUGAACCAAAAAGAGGAAGGGCAUCUUAUCGUAAAUCAGAGUAUCAGUAUACAGACACUAUACCACAGCUGUUACCUAUACCACACUGUGAUACAGUGAAUAAUGAGGAAGAGGAAUUUGGAGAGGUGAGACAUGUGAGGUCGAGAAACAAUAGUCCUAGAAGCAGUCGUAAUAAUUCUCACGAAGACCUGACCAGAAUAUCAGAUGAAAAGAAUACGUAUUCUUCAAUAACAACCGAAAACUAUGCCUUCCUAAAACCAGUUGAAAUGCCAGCAGGUGGCGCUCCACCUGGUCUAUACGGCUCACUCAACUUCCAAGAGGGAGAGGAAGAGAAUGUAACCCCACGGCAACCACCAAGAGUAUUAAAGAUAAAUCCUAGCGGGAGCCAUGAUUAUGAUACACUCUCUCCUGUCAUUAAUCCGUUGAAAAAGACUGAAGCCUCCAGCUAUGACAGUCUAUCAUUCAAAGGUCCAGUGGAUCACACACCUCCUCAUGAGACUUACUCAACACUUAGUCCCGAGAAUCCAAACCAGCCUCCACUUGUACCGCCCAGAAGGAAAGUAACACCUGACCAGCCAUCUUACAAUAGGAUCAACUCUCCUCCCUCCCCCCUACCUCAGGUUGUUAGGGAGGAUAUUGAGAUACUUUAUGAGCAGCCAGAGCCUCAGGUCCAGCACAAGCCCGGUCGUCAGGUAUCACCAAGAGUGUCUCCUGUUAUGCAGCGACGGAUUUAUCAGGAAUAUGAUGAGAUCAAGCUCCCACAAGAGCAGAAUGAUUACGAUGAGGUGGCACUUGAUGAAACCGACACGAAUCAUGCAAAAAUACCGCUACCGACUGCUCAUCCCCCGAUUGGUGAAUACUCUAGAUUUAAUCGAUUCCAAGAGAGUGGCGAAGGAAGAGAAGUAGAGCAUGAGUCUCUCCCAUACAGUCAUUUGUCGUAUAACACUGAUGGUCAGAAUAGCGAAGAGAAUGCUCCAUAUAAUACUCUUGUCCAUGAUAUAAGGCAUUCCGAGCUAUUUGAUGAUCGGGACUAUUUCGAUGCAACUCAUCUGGUACUCAAUGAACAGUAUUCAACAAGUAAAUCUCCAGGAAAGCUUGUUGACAGAGACUACUUUGAUCCACCUCCUACUAGCGAUAAACCUGAAGUUAAAACCCGUCCUCCUGUUCCACCGAGGAUUAAAACUCAGCUCUCAACAAGCAAGACACACGAUGCACCAACAGAGUCACAGCAGGCUCAAGUGCUACCUCCAAAACCAAAACCAAAGCCAAAACCAAAGAAGAACAUUGUGGCCACGUGAGAGGUUUUUAGACAAAUUUUAAUGUAACAAAAUUGAUUGUAUUGUAUGCGAGAGAUUAAUGACAAGAUAGUACAACUAACUUUUAGUCUUAAAAAUAAAAAUAAUUAUUAUAAAUAA
Amphimedon queenslandica is the source of this 2486-nucleotide messenger RNA. RefSeq lists its product as uncharacterized. The coding region runs from base 57 to 2369 and encodes 770 amino acids. Gene Ontology annotation, cellular component: cytoplasm. Lineage: Eukaryota; Metazoa; Porifera; Demospongiae; Haplosclerida; Niphatidae. The record is from RefSeq and is a predicted model, not a curated record. The transcript is spliced from 6 exons. Gene Ontology annotation, biological process: cell surface receptor protein tyrosine kinase signaling pathway.